UCGAAUGAAUUAUCUUCAUAUAAAUUCUAUUAAUAAUAUGGAUAUUGAUUUCUGUAUAGAAGAAAUUUUAAAUAAAAUUAAUAAUGAUGGUAAUCAAUAUUUUUAUACAUUAUGUCUUCGUAUUCCAACAGUAAAUGAUAAAAUGAUUGAAAAACUCAAGAAUAUUAUCAAUUCAAACAAAUCUAUUGUUUGGUAUUCAAUCAAAUAUGUACUUGAUGUUAUCUAUUUAGAAUGGAAAAAAUAA
Molecule: messenger RNA, 244 nt
Organism: Rotaria sp. Silwood1
Lineage: Eukaryota; Metazoa; Rotifera; Eurotatoria; Philodinida; Philodinidae
Source: the annotation of a GenBank genome assembly